AUGGCGCCCGCCACGUCGCUGUCCUCGCAUGAGCGGACACGCGUGGAAGACUACUUGAAUGACAAAAUUCAAGUUUCUGCCGACCUCGAGAGUUUGGAUUCACUGCUUUCCAACCUCCGCGUACAGCAGGAGCUCCAACGGAAGCAGCUAGCAGAGGCACACCGAGCCCUUUCAAACGCGACGAAAGCUUCAAAUGACCAUGCGGAAGCCACUCGCAAACGUGCCGAGGCCUUUACGGCCGAGCAGGCGGAUAUUGAUCGGCGGCUGAAGGCCAUUACACAAUCGGAGACCAGCGACGAGGCUGUGCAGCACCUUGAGAAGAGCAUGAAAAGGCUACAGCGACUAGAGAUUUCCACAGGAUACGUGAAGUUGCUGAAAGACGCCGAGGAGUUGAGCAAGGAAGCCUUGGAGAGUAUAUUUUCGGACCCUCGUGCCUCUUUGAGCCCUUACAUCCGACUACGUGGUAUCGUCCUGUCGUUAAAAGAAGCUCAGCCUGCCGCCGAAGGUGCCGCCCCCCAUCUUAUCGAUUACACAGAGAAAUUGGCGUCAGCCUUGCGACAGCAGCUGAAAACGAUUUUUGGGGACCGACUGCGAAAAACACUGGAGGCUAUGAAAUGGCCAACACGAGAAUUGAAUAUCAAUGAUAAACUGCUGGCUCAAUGGAGGCAGGAAGUGGAGCUCUUGAUCGAUUUGCAAAUGCCGGAACUUCCGACUCGUGACGCAUUUGAUAUUGGUCAAAGCCUUGAACCCUCGGUUCUCUUCCCAUUAGAAGUGAUGGUACAUUCACUGGACCUUCGGUUCAAGUACCACUUUAGCGGCGACAAGCCUACAAAUAGGCUCGACAAGCCCGAGUAUUUCCUGGCCCACAUUAUGGAUCUUAUCAAUCAAUUCGGAGGCUUCUUCAACUCAUACCUGCAGCCAAUUCUCGAUGACAAAGCCCAAUCAGUAGGGCCGACUUUGGAAUGGCACUUCUAUAACUCCAUUCAUACUUACAUUACAGCAUUGCUACCAAUGCUGAGGCAAAAGAUUGAUUCGUUUCUACCGCAAAUUGGAGAUCACCCCCAACUGCUCAGCCAUUUUGUGCAUGAAUUGAUGAGUUUUGAUAACGACAUCCGAGAAAACUCGGCCUACCUACCAGACCCCUACGCAGCAGGGAAUUGGAAAGGCAUGACCUGGGAAGUGCUCACGAAGCAGGGAUGGUACGAUCGCUGGCUUCAAGUUGAAAAGGACUUCGCACUGGCUCGGUAUAAAGAUAUCAUCGACACGCCGGAUAGUGGCCAGAUUGACUAUGACGGUGUUGACGUGACUGCAAGCAAGCCUACCAAAGCUGCAAUUCGAGUGAAUGACCUUCUCGAAACCAUCACUGAACGUUACCAGCCGUUAUCUUCGUUCAGCCAGAAGCUUCGUUUUUUAAUUGACAUUCAAAUAACUAUCUUUGACCAGUUCCACGAACGUCUCCACGAGGCCUUGGAUGCUUAUCGGACCAUGACCUCAACUAUUGGCCGCACCGUACAAGGCGCUGAAGGCCAAGCGAGUGUAGAAGGCGUUGCGGGCCUUGAACGCCUUUGCAGAGUGUUCGGUAGUGCCGAGUAUCUCGAGAAGAAGAUGGGGGACUGGAGCAACGACAUCUUCUUCAUUGAGCUGUGGUCUGAGUUGCAAGAGCGGGUUCAACAGAACCGCGGCAGUGGCCGAAACCUGGCUGGGUCUAUGUCCGUUGCAGAAGUUGCCUCGCGCACGUCGCCCGCGGUCACAAAUAAUGAUUCUAAUGACGCACAAUCCUCCCCAGACGGGGCGCUUUUCGAUGAAACAGCCUCCGCGUAUCGCCGUCUCCGACUUCAAUCUGAAUCCAUUAUCAUCUCUACAUUGACGUCCAAUAUCACCGCCACCCUAAAGCCCUAUUCUCGCACGGCGACUUGGGCAACGCUCUCCACGCCAUCUGCCGAUGCAGCCGCUACUCCCCUUUCGCUUUCUUCUGACUUGGCACAUGCGAUGCGCACUCUCUCCACGCAGCUCUCAUUCCUUGCUCGCGCGCUGGGAAUUGCGCCUCUCCGACGUGUUUCACGCCAGCUCCUCCUCUCCAUUCAAAAUUAUAUUUGGGAUAAUGUGCUCAUGAGGAAUAAUUUCUCCGAAGCCGGGGCUGCGCAGCUUGCUAGUGACGCCGAUCAUCUCAGCAGUGUUGUCGACACGGCUCUCGGGCCUGCAGCCCCCGUGGACGGGUCAUUUCGCAUUCUGAAGAAGCUCAGCGAAGGACUGCUUCUUCUGAACCUUAGCGCCUCGAUUGAGUCGGACUCGGAGAAUCCGGGCGAGGGGGAUGUUUCUCUGGGCUUGUGGGAUGUCGAGAAGAGGCUGUUCAAGGACAAUGAAAGCGCACGGGCUGUGCUUGCAGAGCUGGAAAUUGAUGGAUUAGCCGAAGCCGAGGCGCGCUCUGUGCUUGAACGUCGUGUUGAGAUUGGUAGCUAG
Messenger RNA from Penicillium macrosclerotiorum, 2460 nucleotides. RefSeq names its product RINT-1 family protein. The record is from RefSeq and is a predicted model, not a curated record. Gene Ontology annotation, biological process: retrograde vesicle-mediated transport, Golgi to endoplasmic reticulum; endoplasmic reticulum to Golgi vesicle-mediated transport; regulation of ER to Golgi vesicle-mediated transport. Gene Ontology annotation, cellular component: Dsl1/NZR complex. NCBI's taxonomy places the organism in Eukaryota, Fungi, Ascomycota, Eurotiomycetes, Eurotiales, Aspergillaceae. The coding region runs from base 1 to 2460 and encodes 819 amino acids. The transcript is spliced from 5 exons.